Molecule: messenger RNA, 1376 nt
Organism: Rhinolophus ferrumequinum (greater horseshoe bat)
Lineage: Eukaryota; Metazoa; Chordata; Mammalia; Chiroptera; Rhinolophidae
Gene: KRT8
Product: keratin 8
Exons: 8
Coding region: 16-1161 (381 amino acids)
Cellular component (GO): keratin filament
Source: RefSeq, a predicted model, not a curated record
GCUCCCUUCUCCCUCAUGCAGGUGCGGAGCUUGGAGCAGCAGAACAAGAUUCUGGAGACCAAAUGGAGCCUCCUGCAGCAGCAGAAGACGACCCGCAGCAACAUGGACAACAUGUUUGAGAGCUACAUCAACAACCUUCGGCGGCAGCUGGACACAUUGGCCCAGGAGAAACUGAGGCUGGAGUCAGAGUUUGGCAACAUGCAGGGGCUGGUGGAAGACUUGAAGAAUAAGUACGAGGAUGAGAUCAACAAGCGCACAGAGAUGGAGAAUGAAUUUGUCCUCAUCAAGAAGGAUGUAGAUGAAGCUUACAUGAACAAGGUAGAGCUGGAGUCCCGCCUGGAAGGGCUGACGGAUGAGAUCAACUUCUACAGGCAGCUGUAUGCAGAGGAGAUCCGUGAGCUGCAGGCCCAGAUCUCCGACACGUCUGUGGUCCUGUCCAUGGACAACAACCGCUCCCUGGACCUGGACGGCAUCAUCGCUGAGGUCAAGGCCCAGUACGAGGAGAUCGCCAACCGCAGCCGGGCCGAGGCUGAGACCAUGUACCAGAUCAAGUACGAAGAGCUGCAGACGUUGGCUGGGAAGCACGGGGAUGACCUGCGUCGCACGAAGACGGAGAUUUCUGAGAUGACCCGGAACAUCAGCCGAAUCCAGGCUGAGAUCGAGGCCCUCAAAGGCCAGAGGGCUUCCCUGGAGGCCUCUAUAACUGAUGCUGAGCAGCGUGGGGAGCUGGCCCUCAAGGAUGCUCAGGCCAAAAUCUCCGAGUUGGAGGCCGCCCUGCAGAGGGCCAAGCAGGACAUGGCCCGGCAGCUGCGCGAGUACCAGGAGCUCAUGAACGUCAAGCUGGCCCUGGACGUGGAGAUUGCCACCUACAGGAAGCUGCUGGAGGGCGAGGAGAGCCGGCUGGAGUCUGGGAUGCAAAACAUGAGUAUCCAUACCAAGGUCAGCAGUGGCUUCUCCGGUGCGCUGAGCCCAGCCUAUGGAAACGUCACAAGCCCGGGCUUCAACUAUGGCUUAAACAUCCAGCCCAACUUCAGCUCUGGCAGGGACUCUGGAUACUCCAGCCGCACCAGCACCAGCUCCUCCAGGACCGUGGUUGUGAAGAAGAUUGAGACUCGAGACGGCAAGCUGGUGUCUGAGUCCUCUGAUGUCCUGCCCAAGUAAAAGGCUAGGCUACUGGGGUCCUUCCUGGCCUCCGACCCUGUGGGAAAGGAGCUGAGCAAGGGGACAUUGGUCACAGGAGACACCCCAGUCCUCAGCCCACCCUUGGGGGAGGAGUCUACUGCUUGGGGGACCAUCUCUGACCCACACCCCCAACUAAAAGCCAAGUCAAGUGUUUUUUCCAAAAUAAAAUCUCAGCUGGCUAUAUGCCCACCCUA